Melanotaenia boesemani (Boeseman's rainbowfish) is the source of this 2013-nucleotide messenger RNA. Its product is annotated as kynurenine 3-monooxygenase-like. The record is from RefSeq and is a predicted model, not a curated record. The transcript is spliced from 15 exons. Gene Ontology annotation, biological process: quinolinate biosynthetic process; NAD+ metabolic process; L-tryptophan catabolic process. Lineage: Eukaryota; Metazoa; Chordata; Actinopteri; Atheriniformes; Melanotaeniidae. Gene Ontology annotation, molecular function: NAD(P)H oxidase H2O2-forming activity; kynurenine 3-monooxygenase activity; FAD binding. Gene Ontology annotation, cellular component: mitochondrial outer membrane. Bases 217 to 1632 code for a protein of 471 amino acids.
GACACCAGAGCGAACUAUCCAAUGCUGCUCAGAACGCCCUGUGUUAUUUAUUGUUCCUGUUUGCAUUGAAAGAGGAACUGAUUAUGAAAGUAACAUUCAUGAGAUACCAGUAGGAUCCAUUCUGCUCCUCCUCUUUUAAAUCUUAGCUCAACUGUUCUGUAACUGACUUUGAACCGGACAGUGCGAGGGUCAGAGCGCCAGAGAAACCUGAACAACAUGGAAGAAACAGGAGGCAGACGGGCCGAGAAGAAAGUAGUUGCUGUGGUAGGCGGUGGUUUGGUUGGGUCACUUAAUGCUUGUUUCUUUGCCAAAAGAGGCUUUGAUGUGGAGGUCUUUGAAAGCAGGGAAGAUAUCCGGAAAGCCAAAAUUGUGAAGGGGAGAAGCAUCAACCUGGCCUUGUCUCACCGAGGCCGACAAGCUCUAAAACAUGUUGGAAUGGAGGAGAAGAUUGUCUCUCAGGGAAUCCCAAUGCAUGCAAGAAUGAUCCAUUCACUGAGUGGGAAACAGUCCCCAAUCCCUUAUGGCAAGAAAGGCCAGUACAUCUUGUCUGUCGACCGUGCCAACCUGAACAAACAGCUACUAACAGAGGCAGAGAAGUAUUCAAACACAAAGCUGAACUUCGAUCACAAACUGCAGAACUGGAACCCUGAAACAGGGCUAAUGACCUUUGUCAGGUCAGACGAAUCUAGGGAGCAGAUUCAUGCAGACCUGAUUGUAGGCUGUGAUGGAGCUUUCUCUGCCAUCCGCAAGCAGUUCCUUCGUCGCAGCCGCUUCAACUACAGCCAGACGUACAUCCCUCACGGCUACAUGGAGCUCACUAUACCACCCAUCAAUGGAGAGUUCGCUAUGAAACCUAAUUAUCUGCACAUCUGGCCACGAAACACAUUCAUGAUGAUCGCCCUUCCCAACCUGGACAAGACAUUUACCUGCACCCUCUUCAUGCCCUUUGAAGAAUUUGAGAAGAUCACCACAGGAGAUGAAGUCAUUGAGUUUUUCCAAAAUUACUUCCCCGACUCCAUCCCGCUAAUCGGAGUCGAAGCUCUCAAGAGAGAUUACUUUCGACUGCCUGCACAGGCCAUGGUGUCUGUUAAAUGCUCCCCAUAUCACAUUGGUGACAAAUGUGUCCUCAUGGGAGACGCAGCCCAUGCUGUGGUGCCUUUUUACGGGCAGGGAAUGAAUGCUGGCUUUGAGGACUGCAUUGUCUUCGAUGAAAUAAUGGAUCAGUUCAAUGAGGAUUUCAGUGCUGUACUACCUGAGUAUACCAGGGUCCGUGUUCCUGAUGAUCAUGCAAUCGCAGACCUGGCCAUGUACAACUAUGUUGAAAUGCGAGCACACGUCAACUCCAAAUGGUUCCUUUUCAGAAAGUAUGUUGAUAACGUCCUCCACUUCUUAAUGCCAAAGGCAAUAAUCCCACUCUACACGAUGGUGACUUUCACCAGGACCAGAUACCAUGUAGCUGUGGAGCGCUGGCACUGGCAAAACAAAGUGAUAAACUACAGCCUGCUGCUCGGUGCUGCGGGAGCUGUUGUCGGAGGCUCCUACCUGCUCAUUAAAAAUCCUCCAGAUAUGAACAAGCUCGUCUCCCCCGCUGAGAAGAUGUGGAACAAGCUUGUGUCUCUUAAGACCCCUUGAGUACUGGCACCUUCUCAGACCUGAUAGACAGGUGCAGUGACUGCAGCAUCCAACAUGAGAAUGAGCUUUAAUUAGAUUUUGAUUAAAUCAUCAGGUUCACAGUAAACGCUCUGCAGGGGAAUUAUGCUCUGUAAUAAUGACUGCAUUAACUUAUACCAGUGAUGGAUGGUACGAUUUGACAACUUUUCAUCAGUGUUGAAGCAAUAAUGGUUAAACUCAGGGAGUCUGGUGGUGGAGUUUUGAUUAGAUUGCUUGAAAAGGUUUUCAUGUAAAAAAAAAAAAGAUGUCAGUAUUAAACUCUUAGACAGGGUCUUAGGUACCUGUGUGAGCUUUUAUAGCUGCUUGUACUGUCUAUGCAAAUAAAUGUUACCUCUCAUCAAA